AACGUACCGUGUCUUUGCAACAGCAUGUAAAAUUCGUAACGUUACUGAUCUAAUUACAACUUUCCCUUAACAAAUGAAAUCCACGUGUAAAUAGAAUGUUUGAAAGUAAUCGAUAUUUGUCUUAUGUUUGCUGAAUAUUAAAAUAAUAUUUUGUGUCGGGGUAAAAAUUAUUUGCUAAUCGCACGUCAUUAAUUAGUUCGAUUGACGUAUUUUAAAACACAUUAUGCCGCCGUAAUAGGGAAUACACUCGCAGUCGAAUCGAAUGAAAAAUGGCCGCCAACGUGAGAACAGAAAUGCGAAUUCCAACACGUUCAGCCCCUCGUCCACCUGUUAAUUCGACGGCUCAGAGAACCGCCGUAUGGAAUAACUCAAAUGAUAUUUUUGGAUCUACAUUAGCACAACAACCGGUUCAGAAAAGAAAACCGCCUCCUCGACCACCACCACCGAAGUUUAACCAGAAUUAUGCACAGGCUCACAAGGACAGACUAAAGAAACCAGCAAGGCCAACAGAGCUCUUAACGAGUCUAUUUGGGAAGAGAAGAAAUGAUCAUCAUUCGAGCACAACACAAUUAAAUAGUCAAGUACAGAAUACAUUACUGCAUUCAGAAAAUAUAAAUGGAUCAGUUUCUUUGAUAGACUUGAGUCCACCUGGAUCUCCAACUUUCACAACGCGCUCAAGUAGUGAUGGUGUCAGUAUAGAUAGUUUUGGCAGCGAUGGUAAUUCAAAUCCAUCAGUGUUCACCAGCAGUGGAAAUACAUCUCAGACAGAGAGCGGCUUUGAAGAUGAUUUCGACUUCUUUGGAAUGUCUACUAAAAAAGUAACACAAAAUGAUCCCUGGCACGUUAAUUCUGUGCCAGACCCGUUCGGACCAUUGGAAGUUGCUAAUCACAAUGCAUUACAAUCUGUAAAGUACGCGGGAGAUGUAUCCUUCUUUGCUUUUAAUACAAAUAAUCAUAAUCAAGUGCCUUCUAAUCAGGCAUGCUCGAAACCCAUUCAGUCGAUGCCAACUAUUAUUCGUGCAAAACCACCUAAACCAGCUGCACCAAAAAUUCUGCCAAAGAAAAUAGGACAGAAUAUAAAUCACGUCGAAAGUGAAUUAAAGUCUUUGAGUAAAGCAACAGUGUCUUUUACUAAGCCAGUGACGUUAGACUUAACGCAUUCAUGGCCAACAGAUUCUAAAGAUAGUCCUUCACCGCCAAUGCCUACAAUACCACCACCUGCACCACCAUCAGAAUAUUUAAUGGAAGGAAGCUCUGAUCUUCUAGUUAAUAACAAAGAACCCUAUGGUAUUGCGCUUUAUGACUUCCACGUAACACACGCAGAUGAUUUACCAUUCAAAGAAGGAGAUAUAAUAUACUUAAUAAAGAAAGUUAACGACGACUGGAUGGAGGGUAGAAUAGGAAAUCGUCAGGGAAUAUUUCCAAUUAAUUUUAUUAACAUCAAAGUUCCACUACCUGGUGUUCCAGACAAUACUGUCACUGCUAUAUAUUCCUUUAAAGGCGAAACUUCGGAUGAUUUAACGUUUGAUGAAGGUGCAAAAAUUACAGUUUUAUCAAGGAUAUCACAAGAUUGGUUUUAUGGUGAGUGUGAAAGUCGAAAAGGACAAUUUCCAAUAAAUUAUGUAAAUAGAGUCCCAUGUAAUAUUCCAUUAUCACAUUAAUUAUUUUGUACUAAUAUUUCGGUAUUUUCUCUAUUGUAAAUUUAGUUUUCAUUCUUUAUACCGAAUAAAUGUUUGUGCAACGGUUUUUUCUUGGAGAAGAAGAAAUCAAAUGUUUAUAGUUCAUUGUUUGAAGUGUGUGCUUUACUUAGCCACGUUGAACAGCUAAAGAUAUAUCUCAGAAAAAUUAUAUUCGUGAAAAGACUGAAUUGUAUGCAAUUACGCAUUGCCUUGUAAAUUUCACGGGAAUGAUAUUUUUUUAUUAACAUUUAAAUCGAAUUUUUAAAUCUAAAAAAAUUAUGUACAACGAGAAUAACUUUUCUCUAAAACUUCCA
Dufourea novaeangliae is the source of this 1993-nucleotide messenger RNA. RefSeq lists its product as uncharacterized. Gene Ontology annotation, molecular function: protein binding. The transcript is spliced from 6 exons. The record is from RefSeq and is a predicted model, not a curated record. NCBI's taxonomy places the organism in Eukaryota, Metazoa, Arthropoda, Insecta, Hymenoptera, Halictidae. The coding region runs from base 270 to 1661 and encodes 463 amino acids. Gene Ontology annotation, biological process: endocytosis; actin cortical patch localization.